CUUGAUGAACUAGGCAGGAGCUGAGCUGGUCGCCUUUUCUUCUUAAAUAUUCUCUUCGUCCAUCCAAAAUUGCUUAGCUUACUCAACGUACACCACUACGGUAUUUGGCAUUCAUGGCCACGACCCGUCAUUAUUUUGAAAAGAAGGGAAUAAACGGAGACAGCUUCUCAAAUUACAAAAAGGUUAAGAUCGUCUUUGUUCUUGGUGGGCCAGGGAGUGGCAAGGGUACCCAAUGUCAAAAAAUUGUGGAGCAUUUUGGUUACACCCAUUUGUGCGUUGGGGAUCUUCUUCGAGCAGAGAUCCACUCUGCUUCUCCAAAUGGAAAAGAGAUCCAGAUCAUGAUUAAAGAAGGAAAAAUCAUACCCUCUGAUGUGACAGUGGCACUUCUCCAAAGGGCAAUCCAGAAUACCCCGAAUGACAAAUUUCUAAUUGAUGGCUUCCCUCGCAAUGAAGAAAACCGUGAAGCUUUUGAACGUAUUACUGGGAUUCAACCAGAAUUUGUCAUCUUCUUUGAUUGUAGUGAAAAGGAGAUGGAAAGACGCAUUUUGAGUAGGAAUGAGGAAGGGAAGAGAAGAUGACAACAUUUGUACAGUUAUGAAAAGGUUUGAAGUGUAUAGGGAAUCCACUCUUCCAGUUGUUGAAUAUUACAAGUCAAAAGGCAAGCUUCGUAAGAUUGAUGGUGAUAAGCCAGCGAAAAAAGUUUUUGAAGCUGUUAAGGUUGCAUUUACUGAAUCGGGAGGAAAUAUAAAGAACCGUCGUGAUGGACUAAUGGGCCGGAUAAAGUCAAUAUCCCAUGUUAUGCAAGGAAAAUGGCGAUCAGGAAAAUGGUAGUACUCUAUAAAAUUAUGUUUGUAUGAGGAACAAAAGUUAUUUAUGAAAAUCGAAAGAGUACUUUAGGAAAUAUAAUAAUGCAGAGUACUACAUUUAUUUUGCUUCGUAUUUAACUUUGAAUUUGUAAGAAUUCAAAUGAGUGUGAGCCAUAAAGAUUAAAGUGUAACAAUAUCUGGCUUAGGACAACUGGACAAUCAUUUUAGAAUGAACAAAAAUGGAGAAAAAAAAUAAGACGAACCUGUU
Molecule: messenger RNA, 1074 nt
Organism: Cuscuta epithymum
Lineage: Eukaryota; Viridiplantae; Streptophyta; Magnoliopsida; Solanales; Convolvulaceae
Source: the annotation of a GenBank genome assembly